AUGGGAUCUUUAAACACAAGAAAGAAUAAACCACAUGUUGUGUGCAUCCCAUAUCCAGCACAAGGUCACAUAAACCCAAUGCUCAAACUAGCUAAACUUCUUCAUUUCAAAGAUCAUUUUCAUGUCACCUUUGUUAACACUGAAUACAAUCACAAACGUCUUCUCAAAUCUAGAGGUCCUAAUUCUCUUAACGGUCUCUCCUCUUUCCGUUUUGAAACUAUUCCUGAUGGUCUACCUGAGACCGACGUGGAUGUCACACAGGAUAUCCCUUCCCUGUGCGACUCCACUAAAAGAACUUGCUUACCUCACUUUAAAAAACUUCUUGCCAAACUCAAUAAUGCUAUCGACACCCCUCCUGUUACUUGCAUAGUUUCUGAUGGUGUUAUGAGCUUUACUUUGGAUGCUGCUCAAGAACUUAAUAUCCCAGAAGUGCUUUUCUGGACAACUAGUGCUUGUGGCUUCAUGGCAUAUACGCAAUAUAGUCAACUCGUUGAAAGAGGCUUAACACCACUCAAAGAUUCGAGUUAUAUGACAAAUGGAUAUUUGGAAACUACCAUAGAUUGGAUACCAGGCAUUAAAGAAAUACGGUUAAAGGAUAUCCCAAGCUUCAUCAGAACUACAGAACCAAAUGAUCUUAUGCUUGAUUUUUUAUCAGGUGAGUGCGAAAGAGCUGAAAAAGCUUCGGCAAUUAUUAUUAACACUUUUGAUGAUUUGGAACAUAAUGUUUUGGAAGCAUUCUCUUCGUUGAAUUUUCCUCCUGUUUAUUCCAUUGGUCCCUUGCAUUUACUCUUAAAAGAAGUGACUAAUAAGGAACUUAAUUCAUUUGGUUCUAACCUUUGGAAGGAGGAGCCAGAGUGUUUAGAAUGGUUGAACAACAAAGAACCAAAUAGUGUUGUUUAUGUUAAUUUUGGAAGUAUCACAGUUAUGACAAAUGAACAGAUGAUUGAGUUUGCUUGGGGAUUAGCAAAUAGUAAAAUACCAUUUUUAUGGGUAAUAAGGCCUGAUCUUGUAACUGGCGAAAACUCAGUUCUUCCUCAAGAGUUUCUGGAGGAAACAAAAAAUAGAGGAAUGUUGUCAAGUUGGUGUCCACAAGAGGAGGUUUUGGAUCAUUCAGCAAUUGGAGGUUUUUUGACACAUAGUGGUUGGAACUCAACGUUGGAAAGUGUGUGCGGCGGUGUUCCGAUGACAUGUUGGCCUUUCUUUGCGGAACAACAAACUAAUUGUAGAUUUUGUUGUCAUGAAUGGGGAAUUGGUUUGGAGAUUGAAGAUGCUAAGAGGGACAAGAUUGAGAGUCUCGUGAAGGAGAUGAUGGAAGGAGAAAAAGGUAAAGAGAUGAAAGAAAAAGCUUUGGAAUGGAAGAAAUUGGCACAAAACGCUGCUUCAGGUCCAAAUGGUUCAUCGUUUAUGAAUCUUGAGAAGAUGUUCCGUGAUGUUCUUCUGUGA
Messenger RNA from Lathyrus sativus (Indian pea), 1443 nucleotides. The record is from the annotation of a GenBank genome assembly. NCBI's taxonomy places the organism in Eukaryota, Viridiplantae, Streptophyta, Magnoliopsida, Fabales, Fabaceae.